Molecule: messenger RNA, 1269 nt
Organism: Penicillium odoratum
Lineage: Eukaryota; Fungi; Ascomycota; Eurotiomycetes; Eurotiales; Aspergillaceae
Product: DUF914 domain membrane protein
Exons: 3
Coding region: 1-1269 (422 amino acids)
Biological process (GO): transmembrane transport
Cellular component (GO): membrane
Molecular function (GO): transmembrane transporter activity
Source: RefSeq, a predicted model, not a curated record
AUGUCAAGCUCCAAGGAUGAAGUUGCCGUCCAGGCGACGGCUACUAGCAUUUCUACCUCGUCGCUUCCCAAGGAUACGGCUGUAGUGGUGCAGGACUCAGUGGGCGAUGAAGAGGCGCAGGCGCCGGCGGAUCUAGUUGAUACCCGGAAGAAGGGCUUUUUCGCCUACUUCAAGACUAAGGAGUUUUACAUUGUGUUGCUUCUAGGACAAGCUCUCGCUAUUAUGAACACUGCGACGAGUACCUUUACAACCCUUCUUACCGAUCAGAACUGGUCUAUUCCUACUUUCCAGACUAUCCUCAACUACAUCGUUCUUACCUGCAUUUUUACUCCUUAUACCAUCUACCGUUACGGAUUCAAGGGCUGGCUCCGCCUAAUCUGGCGUGACGGAUGGAAGUAUAUCAUCCUCGCUUUCUGCGAUGUAGAAGGAAACUACUUUAUUGUGCUCGCAUACGAUUACACAACCAUGCUGAGCGCCCAACUAAUCAACUUCUGGGCCAUCGUCGUGGUAGUUAUCAUCUCCUUCCUCUUCCUCAAAGUCCGAUACCACAUCACCCAGAUCGCCGGUAUUAUUGUUUGUAUCGGCGGCAUGGGCGUUCUCAUUGCAUCGGACCAUAUCACCGGUACCAACGGCGGCGAUGUGACUUCCGGCAACCAACUCAAAGGCGAUCUCUUCGCGCUUCUCGGCGCCUCGUUCUACGGUCUCACUAAUACUGCUGAGGAGUACUUUGUCAGCACGAGACCCGUUUACGAGGUUCUGGGCCAGCUCUCGCUCUACGGUAUUAUCAUUGACGGUGUGCAAUCUGCCAUCUUUGAGCGCGACAAGUACAACACCAGCCACUGGGAUGGAAAGGUCGCGGGCUACCUGAUUGGAUUUACGAUCUGUCUGAGCAUGUUCUACUGCCUUGCCCCAACGAUGUUCCGGCUGUCAUCGGCAGCAUUCUUUAACAUCUCGAUGCUGACUAUGAAUUUCUGGGGCGUAUGUAUUGGUAUCAAGGUCUUCCAUUACCAUAUUCACUGGAUGUACCCCAUUGCCUUUGUGCUCAUCAUUGUUGGCCAGUUGAUUUAUUAUCUGGGACGCAGGGCAUUGGCCGAGGCGAGAAAGCCUUGGCUGGGAGAGAACCAGGAGCGGGGCAUUAAGGGCUGGUUCACUGCGAAGAAGCGCAUUGAAGAGGAAGUUCCUGGUGCUGUGCUUCAGACGGAGCGGGAUCAGGAUCAUGUCUCUGGUCACAGCACUGCGCAUGCAGUCGAGACUCAUAUCAGUGCUUAG